Molecule: messenger RNA, 459 nt
Organism: Odontomachus brunneus
Lineage: Eukaryota; Metazoa; Arthropoda; Insecta; Hymenoptera; Formicidae
Exons: 4
Coding region: 1-459 (152 amino acids)
Biological process (GO): sensory perception of taste
Cellular component (GO): membrane
Source: RefSeq, a predicted model, not a curated record
AUGACUUUGGGGAUGUUGACCGAUCUCUUAGGCUUAACGUCAGUGGCGUCUCGUUUUUGCAUAAUGCUACUCAUUCGAAAAGGGAUAUCAAUAAGUACCUGGCUCGGCGCCAGUAUAUGGGCCUGCACAUGCAUGAUAAGACUCUACUCCAUUAAUUACAUUUGCGAGAGCGUCAGCGUUAAGGCUAACAAAAUUAGCGAGAUAAUACAUCAGCUGACAAUUAUUCUGAGAUACGCCGAUAUUCAUCAGGAGCUUUGUCAAUUCAUUUUGCAAACGAUGCAUCAUCCACUGAAGUUCACCGGUCUGAGACUCUUUUGCUUUGGCAGCAAGUUACUCUGGACGUUUUGCGCGGUGGUUGCAACUUUCACGAUGCUCGUAGUGCAAUGGUCUCCAGAGUUACAGGAGUAUAAUGAUCCGCGAUCGAAGAUAAACAGCAACAGCUCGAAAGAUCAAUUCUAA